AUGGCAGACACUGACAGUACUGAACUUGCCAAGUUCUUAGGUAUCUCUGACAUUGAACUUUCCAAUAUAAAUACUGAAUUGAGGUCAAAGCUAGAGAGCAGUGUAGACAAUCUGAUAAAGGAAAAGUUAAACUUGAAGUCUACUAUUGAAGAAACUGAAUCGACUUACAAGAAUAAGAUUAAGAAUUUGGAAGAUGAGAUAAAUAUUUUGGCUAAAACUAGGGACAUUUCUGGGCCGAUUCGAAUUACAGGCGUGGAGGCUCAGGCACCCAAUAAUGCUACUUCAAUAUCUAAUAUAAAUGACGAAAUUCUUACAUUACAACGUGAAUUAGAAAGGGCUAAAUCUGAACAUCUUAUAUCGCAAUCAGAAGCUGAGAGAAGCCUAAAGCAAUCAGAGUUAGUUAGAGAACAUAAUCAAUGGCUAGAAGAACACCUUGUUAAGACAACAGAAGAAUUGAUGACGCAGAAGCAAAGCAUAUUGAAGAUGGAAGAGAAAGAUCAAGAAAUUGAUAACUUAAGGCAUGAGGUAAGUAUAUUGAAAAAAAAUAAUGACUUGCUAUUAGGCAAGAAUCAGGAGCUUUCAGAGAAUGUACAAGAGAAAUUAAUAGAAAUAAAACAGAAAAGUGAUGACUAUAGCACUAAACAACAAGAAUUUUUGCAUGAAAUAGGCUUGAAAGACCGUAUUAACAGCUCUUUGGAAACACAAUUGAAAGAAAUACAGCAAGAAAAGUCAAUACAGAAUGAAGAUAACACAAGUAGAGCCGAAUCUCAAAAAAUCAUGGAGCAACUAAUUGACACUAGAAAACAACUAAAAGAUUCACGAAAUGAGUGUACCCGCCUUAAAAGCUAUGUCAAUGAAUUUAUCAAUGAUGUCAAUGGAGAAUAUUCCUCGAGUUCUUCUCUACUAAAGAAAGAGCUUCUGAAAGUCAAGGAACAAAAAGAUUAUCUGGAAACCCAAGUUGAAAACUUUAUAACAGAACUUGAAAUUAAAGUACCCGUAAUUGAUUCAUUAGAAAAGAAAAACAAAGACUUAGAAAAAGAACUCUCAGAUGUUACCUCACUAGUGGAUCGAAUUUCCAUCGAGAGAGAGAGUUUAGAGAAAGAAUUCCAAUCUUUUAAAAGAAAAUCCGAACACAAUGAUGGUAUGAUACAGACUUUGACGACCCAAAGAUCUGAUCUUGCACACCAAAUUCAGUUUCUCUUAUUAAUUCUCGGGGAGCAAGCCACCACAAAUGCUUUACUAUCAAAAGAUGAAACAGAUUUUAUUCGGAGACUCACUGAGAAUGAUACUUAUGCUAGAAACAAUGAUUCCCAAAGUAUCAUAUCCGAACGAUUGCUGAAAUUUGCUGAUAUUACUGAACUACAAAAGCAAAAUAUGGACAUUUUGGCAACAGUUAGACAUUUAGCGGGCCAAUUAGAAGAACAAGAAAAAUUGCGCCAAGCUGACCACCACACUAUCGAGAGGAAAACUUUAGAGGAAGCUAAAAAGGCACUUUUGGAUCUUCAAGAAUAUACAAACUCUCUGGAAAGAAAGCUUGAAACUUUUAGAAAAGAACGAGAUGUUUAUAAGCUACUUUCAAAGGGUAAAUCUCCUAGUUCUAAUAAGCCUUCAGAGUGUAAUGAUAUUGAUAAACAUACUACUGGAAAAUUACAAAACGAAUUACAACAAACUAGAGAAUAUUUGACUAAGGAGAUUGAAAAAUUGACCAGAACUAACAAGGAUAUUUUGAACAAAAAGAAAGAAUUAGAAUAUUCAAUGAAAAAAAUGGAAUCUGCUAAAGAGUACGCAGAAGGUAAAGCAGAGCUAAUUGAAAAUAAUUUGUUAAUGCUCCAAGAGAAUAGAAAAUCAGUACUGGAACAGAACGACCAUCUUCAACAACUUCUAUCGCAGAAAGAAGCCAAGUUAGCUGAACUUACGCAAGACCUUCAUGAACUAACGUCACAAUAUAAUCUUCUACAGAUUCGUUUUACAGACACUCAGUCCCAGUCAAAUUCGUUAAGAACACAGCACCAAACAACCCAAAAAGAACUAUUUGAAGUUGUUGAGGAAAAAAAUGCUCUAAAAGUAAAAAUACAUGAAUUAGAAAUAUCAAGAAAUGAAUGUAAAGGAAUUCAAGCAACAGUAGAACUGAAGUUGAAUGAGAGGCUGACAGAGUACCAAUUGCACGAGCAGGAUUUAUUGAAGAUAAUUGAAAAGCAAGAAGAUCAAAUAAGAGAUAUGGAAGUAAAACGAGCUGAAGAGCUCAACUGGUAUCAAAAAAACUUCCCCACCCAGACAGAAACAGAAAUUGGUCUGCCAGUAGACAUGAAAAAAGAGGGUGAAACGGGACGUCAAUCGAAUAGAGAUACGCUUGAAUCACAAAAAUCUGGCUCGCCGGGCUUUACAGAUUUAGGUACAGAUAGUUCGGUUAGAAAGUCCACGUCCUUACCGGUGAUGCAAGUAGGAAGGACAGAAGAAGAAUCGAAGGAAGCAAAAAAAUGUGACGCUUUAACAGACUCAAGUCAAGUGGUUGGAUUGCCUGAAAAUGUUACUAAAAAGGAAAAAGACUUAAUCGCUCAAAUAGAACAAUUAGCAAGCGAUAAGAAAGAGCUCAAAACCUCAUUGCAAGCAAUUAGAGCAGAAUACCAACAUUUACAUGACCAACUUCAAUUAGAAAAGAAUUCAUUCGAUACAGAGAAAGCUUCUCUAAAUAACGAAUUGGAUAAAAUUAUGGAAAACAACAGUCUUACCGAAGUGGCCAAGAAAAGUUUGGAGGACGAUUUGCAUGACGUCGAAAUGAAAUUAGAAGAAGAAAGGCAAAAACAUGAGGAAACUAAUGCCACAUUGUCAGAGAAAGAACUAUUAUGUGAAAAGAUGAUAGAGGAAAUUUCAGGUUAUAGGGAAGAGUUAAGCAAAUCUGCUGAGAUGCAAGUAGAUAUUCAGCAUACAAGGGAGUUAGAGGAUUUGCUUGAUUUGGCAAAUAAACGAAUUGAUGAUUUAUGUACCCAGAAUAACUUGCUUCAUGAACAGCUAAAUGCCACGUUGGAUUUGGAAGAUACACAGAACAAAGAUGAUAUUAAAGACAUAAUAGUUUGCAUGAAGCGGGAAAGAGAUACUCUCCAAAAAAAACUGGCAAUCGUUGAAAGAGAAGGAGAAGUACUAAGGGAAAGGUGUGCUGGUCUAAAAUCGGAACUUGACGCAGUUUCAAAAGGACAACAGUGGCAUAACCUCCCUCUCUCUAACCUUCUGACAGGACAUGAGAAGAUUCUGGAUGAGUUGAAGGAGGUUCAUCUCUUGAGAGAAAAUAACGUCUCAUUACUUACUGAAGUUAACCAAUUAAAGCAUGAUAACUGCAUAUUAAACGAUGAGCUCUCUCAAGUGAGGAAACUUAGCGGCCCACUACAAGAUCAAAAAAAUAAUACUGAAAGAUAUUUCAAGGAGAAAGAUCAAGAAAUUUCUCUAUAUAAGGAUGAGAUUGAGCGUUGGAAGAAACGUUGGCAGCAAAUGGUACACAGACAGGAUGACACCCUAGGUUUAGAAGCAAAUUUCAAAAACGAAAUAGAUUCACUAAAAGGUCUAAUAGAGGAAAGAACGAAGGAGAAAGAGAAGCUAAGUGAGAAGUUUCAGUUGCUGAAAAAACAAGCUCAUGAAAAAUUGGACGCUAAUAAAAUACACAUCCAAACCCUGAAUAAUGACCUAUCAGAAAUCAAAGCCUCCAACUUACAACUAGAGGAAGUAAUGAAAGAAAAAGAUAAAAAGAUAAGGGAGAUAGAAUUGACGCUAAAAGAAAAUUUAGAGAAAUUUGACAAGGAUGAAAAGCUUGUUUCAGAGAAAACUUUCAAGGAAAAUGAAGCCAAACUUAACAAAACUAUUACUAUGCUUCAGAAACUGAAUGAAACAUUGAACCAAGAAGUAGUUUCUUUAAGAGAGGAAAUAAAUGUUCUCAGGAAAAAAGACGAUGAAACAAACCAAUUAAUUUCUACAAUGAAGCUAGAUUUUGAAAGAGAAAAGGACCGCUUAAUUGAGGAGAAGGUUAGGGAAUUGAAUGAAAAAUUCGAAUCGGGGAGAAACGAGGUAUUAUCCAAACAGAGUGAGAAUGUAACUAACGAUAAUACCGGCUCGAAUGUAGAUAAACUUAAGCAGGAAUUACGAAAAGAUUGGGAAGAGCAGACUUUGCAAAGGAUUGAGGAGGCCAAAGAAAAUCUAAAGAGACAUAUAAGGCUACCAUCAGAGGAAAAAAUUCAACGUAUUAUUGAAAAAAGGCGUGCCGAAUUAGAAAGUGACUUUGAUAAGCGUGUUGAAGAAAAGGCUAACUUAAUUGCUCUAGCUGAUAAAGCUGACAUGUCACCAGAUGAGCUAAAGCAAAAAGUUAGAAGGGAGCUUGAACAUGCGAUCGAACAAGAUCUGCAAGCUAAACUUGAAACUAUAAGAACAAAGGCAUUCGAAGAGGGAAAGCGUCAAGCAGAGAUGAAAACAACAUUACUUGAGAGAAAACUUUCAAAACUAGAAUCACAGGUAGCAAAAGAUAACGAGUCUGGCAGCAAGGUUAGGAAGUCUAUAUCUGGACUAACAAAAAUAGACGUUAAUUCACCACAGCUUUACAAAGAUAAUACUGGCACCCGAACUGAAGCUGUACUGAAACUGAGACCCACCGCAAAAGUGGACUCAGGUAAGGAUGUGUCCAAUGAUUCAAAUCCAUUUACAUCUCCAACACAAGAGCUUUCCAAGUCAAACUCACCUGCUGCAUUACCCAUAGUUCAUAUGGCUCCUACGUUCAGUUUCACGCCAGGUAAAUCUACUGGGACCGUUAAUAAAGAACUGAAUAAGACCGCACAAGCAACGUUUGGCGCUCCAACUUUCUCCAAUUUUGGAACCUCUACGGCUUUUGGAGGUUUUUCUGGUUUUGGCAAGACUACAAAUGAUCAAAGUGGUUUCAAGCCUUUUGAAGCACUCAAAGAAAUCGAUAACGAAUCGAUAAAACGUCCGGUUUCUGAUGAAAAAGAGGAUGACUUUUCAGAAAGUAAGAAGCCAAAAAAGACAGAAUGA
Molecule: messenger RNA, 5025 nt
Organism: Kazachstania africana CBS 2517
Lineage: Eukaryota; Fungi; Ascomycota; Saccharomycetes; Saccharomycetales; Saccharomycetaceae
Gene: MLP2
Product: Mlp2p
Exons: 1
Coding region: 1-5025 (1674 amino acids)
Biological process (GO): mRNA export from nucleus
Cellular component (GO): nuclear pore
Molecular function (GO): structural constituent of nuclear pore
Source: RefSeq, a predicted model, not a curated record